Molecule: messenger RNA, 1557 nt
Organism: Conger conger (European conger)
Lineage: Eukaryota; Metazoa; Chordata; Actinopteri; Anguilliformes; Congridae
Product: voltage-gated potassium channel subunit beta-3-like
Biological process (GO): transmembrane transport; regulation of potassium ion transmembrane transport; potassium ion transport
Cellular component (GO): voltage-gated potassium channel complex; membrane; cytoplasm
Molecular function (GO): transmembrane transporter binding; voltage-gated potassium channel activity; potassium channel regulator activity
Source: RefSeq, a predicted model, not a curated record
AUGCAGGUGUCGUUCGCCUGCACGGAGCACAACCUGAAGAGCCGCAGCGAGGACCGGCUCUGUGGGCUGCGUCCGCGCCCCCCGCCGGGGGGGGGGCCGGGGGGCAGCGGGCCCCUGGGAUUGGCCAAAGCCAGGGAGGCGGUGGCCAUCUCGACACGCCCCCCGACACAAGGCCACGCCCACAUGAAGGAGGCCAUCGGGAGGCACAGCAGCAUGAAGUACAGGAACCUGGGGAAGUCUGGUCUACGUGUUUCAUGCCUUGGUCUGGGUACCUGGGUGACGUUUGGUUCCCAGAUCUCAGAUGAGAUGGCUGAGAGUGUGAUGAGCAUGGCGUAUGAACACGGUGUGAACCUCUUCGACACGGCGGAGGUGUACGCCUCGGGCAGGGCUGAAGUCACUCUGGGCAACAUUUUCAGAAAGAAAGGCUGGAGACGUUCCAGUUUUGUGGUGACCACCAAGAUCUACUGGGGAGGACAGGCGGAGACAGAGAGGGGCCUGUCCAGGAAACAUAUUAUCGAAGGUCUGCGGGGCUCUUUGUCCAGGCUGCAGCUGGAAUACGUGGACAUCGUCUUCGCCAAUCGCGCUGACAUCAUCAGCCCCAUGGAAGAAGUGGUGCGGGGGAUGACCUUCGUGAUCGACCAGGGCCUGGCCAUGUACUGGGGCACGUCCCGCUGGAGCGCCGUGGAGAUCAUGGAGGCAUACUCCGUGGCACGCCAGUUCAACCUGAUCCCCCCGGUGUGCGAGCAGGCUGAGUACCACUACUUCCAGAGGGACAAGGUGGAGGUGCAGCUGCCCGAACUCUACCACAAGAUCGGAGUGGGGGCGAUGACCUGGUCUCCGCUGGCCUGCGGGCUGAUCACAGGGAAGUACAACGAUGGAAUUCCACAAAGCUCCCGUGCCUCGAUGAAGGGCUACCAUUGGCUGAAGGAGCGAGUGAGCAGUGAGGAGGGGCGGAGACAGCUGGCCAAAAUCAAAGAGCUUCACAUGCUGGCAGACCGGCUGGGCUGCACUGCUGCUCAACUGGCCAUCGCCUGGUGUUUGCGCAGUGAGGGAGUUAGCUCUGUGCUCCUGGGCGUUUCUAACACCGAUCAGCUGCUGGAGAAUCUGGGAGCCCUCAGGGUCCUGUCCCAGAUGAGUCCUCAGAUGGUGAAUGAAAUAGACUGUCUCCUGGGGAACAGGCCUCAUUCCAAGAAGGAGUGUCGCGCGUGAGGGAGACAGAGAGCGCUACAGAGAGCACAGCUCUCCUUCUGUCCUCUUACCUCCCGUAUAACCUACUGCUCGCAUGUCUUUCCAACACAUUUAUCGUGUUUUACUGCACCUAAACCUACAUAUCUUGUGAAAAAUAUAUGAAAACAAAACAAUAAUUUUGCACCUCAUACCUGAGGAGAAAAGUUUUUUGUUUCUUCAAAAAUGGCUAAAAGCACAAGAAUCUUGGGUAAAAUAAACGGAUAAAUAAAUGACUUUCUGUUGUCCGUGCAGCGAAAGGGAAAUAGGAACAAGAAAGGGUGAAAAGGCCGGGGUCCGCAGGAGAAAGAUCCGGAAUGGGAGAACGGAAUG